AUGUCAACCAACGAGCUGAUCUCUUACGACGAGGCCCAAAACUCAGCCUUUGACAAUGUCCUCCAUCGAAAAUCAAAAGAGUCAAGGGGAGGAAUGCGCGCCAUGAUAAACAAAGACAACAAAGCCCACGCUGCCGCAGUCGACGAGUACUUUCAGUAUUUCGAUAACAAGAAAGCUGAGGAUGAAGUAGCAGCUGUCAGACAGGAGAGAACUGAUAACUAUGCGAGUUUGACAAGACAAUACUACAACCUCGCAACAGACCUUUACGAGUACGGAUGGUCUCAGAGUUUUCAUUUCUGUCGAUUCGCCUACGGUGAACCCUUCCAUCAAGCUAUCGCCCGACACGAACAUUACCUCGCCCACAACAUCGGUAUCAAACCUGGGAUGAAAGUCCUCGACGUUGGAUGUGGUGUUGGUGGACCUGCUCGAGAAAUCGUCAAGUUCACGGGAGCCCAUGUUACUGGUUUGAAUAUCAACGAGUAUCAAGUCUCACGCGCCAGUAUCUAUGCUGAGAAGGAAGGGUUGUCUGACAAACUCAAAUUUGUUCAGGGCGAUUUCAUGAAAAUGCCCUUUCCUGACAACUCAUUCGACGCCGUCUAUGCCAUCGAAGCAACCGUCCACGCUCCCUCCUUAGAAGGCGUCUACAGCGAAAUCCGACGCGUCCUCAAACCCGGCGGUAUCUUUGGCGUAUACGAGUGGCUCAUGACAGACGCCUACGACAACGAUGACCUAGAACAGCGACGUAUCCGUCUCGACAUUGAACUGGGUGACGGUAUUGCACAGAUGUUCAAGAUCGACCACGGUCUAUCAGCCAUCAAAGCAGCAGGUUUCGAGCUACUCCACCACGAGGAUCUCGCAGCCACAGAUGACGGACCAGCACCGUGGUACUGGCCGUUGGACAGUGACAUGCGAUAUGCGCAGAGUUUGGGUGAUCUAUUGACAGUGUUUAGAAUGAACAAAUGGGGGAGGUUGGUGAUGCAUAAUUUGAUUGGAUUGAUGGAGAUGUGCAGGAUUGCGCCGCAGGGGACGAGGAAGACGGCUGAUGGAUUGGCCAAGGGGGCGGAUGCUUUGGUUGAGGGUGGGAAGAGGAAGUUGUUUACACCCAUGUACUUGAUGGUUGGGAAGAACCCUGAGACCACAAUCUAG
Messenger RNA from Fusarium coffeatum, 1146 nucleotides. RefSeq lists its product as uncharacterized. Gene Ontology annotation, biological process: ergosterol biosynthetic process. The record is from RefSeq and is a predicted model, not a curated record. NCBI's taxonomy places the organism in Eukaryota, Fungi, Ascomycota, Sordariomycetes, Hypocreales, Nectriaceae. The transcript has 3 exons. Gene Ontology annotation, molecular function: sterol 24-C-methyltransferase activity. The coding region runs from base 1 to 1146 and encodes 381 amino acids. Gene Ontology annotation, cellular component: endoplasmic reticulum.